Molecule: messenger RNA, 2224 nt
Organism: Polypterus senegalus (gray bichir)
Lineage: Eukaryota; Metazoa; Chordata; Cladistia; Polypteriformes; Polypteridae
Gene: pisd
Product: phosphatidylserine decarboxylase
Exons: 8
Coding region: 399-1652 (417 amino acids)
Biological process (GO): phosphatidylethanolamine biosynthetic process
Cellular component (GO): mitochondrion
Molecular function (GO): phosphatidylserine decarboxylase activity
Source: RefSeq, a predicted model, not a curated record
AGAGAGAGAGAGAGAGAGACACAAGCCUUCAGUCAGCUCUGAGCAAAAAGGAAAACUCUGGAAAAGUUUAUCAUCAUUCUAGGAGAGAAGAGCUGAGCUGCGCUGCUCCCGAUUUUCCUUUUUUGUGUGAAUUUUUAUCUUCAAGAAUUAUCAGAGCUGCUGUGUCCGCCUCCCUCUUCAUCUGCUUGGGCAUCAGCUGACACUGUGAGUAACGAGGAGGAAGCAAAUUGCCAUAGUCAGCAGAAAAGCUCCAGGGAAUUGGGAGCGGGGGGCUGACGUCACUUCCAGCGAGCGUGAGGCUGAGCUGCCAGAGGGAAGAACAGGCGAGAGCUCCAUCGACUUAAUCCGGUGAUCAUGUGUCAGGCGAGCCUGCAGCGAGCGCCGCUGAACACGAGGAAAUGGUGAGAUGCCGCAAAUCUUUACAUAGCCCUCCUACUUGCUACAAUCUUCACAAAGUUAAAAUUCUUGUGCGCCGGCCUCGCGCAAGCUCCUCUGAACAGCUGGGGGAAUGUGAAGAGCAGCGAGAACGCGAUGGCUGUGGCCUUGCUGAGGGUUCUGCCUCACGCCGGCAAGCCCGCUUCAGGUUACAUUUUCCACAGCUGGCCCUGCGCCGCAGACUUGGUCAGCUGAGCUGCAUGUCCAAACCCGCACUGAAGCUGCGUUCCUGGCCGCUGUCCUUCCUCUACUAUUUCCUGCCCUUUGGAGCUCUUAAACCACUUGCCAAGGUGGGAUGGAGACCAACUAGUCGGGUGGCUCUCUAUAAGUCCAUCCCAACACGCCUGCUGUCCAGAGCAUGGGGGCGACUUAACCAGGUUGAACUGCCCAUGUGGCUGAGGAAGCCCGUCUAUAGCCUCUACAUCUGGACGUUUGGGGUCAACAUGAAGGAAGCAGCUGUGGAAGACCUGCAGCACUACCGCAACCUCAGCGAGUUUUUCCGGAGAAAGUUGAAACCCCAAGCACGGCCCGUCUGCAACUCUCACUGUGUGAUCAGUCCCUCAGAUGGUAAAAUUUUGCACUUCGGCCGAGUAAAAAACUGUGAAGUUGAACAGGUGAAAGGGGUCACAUAUUCCUUAGAGACAUUCCUGGGUCCGCAGACGUGGACAGAUAUCAGCAAAGGAGAGGACGACGCAGGCUCAUUCCAGGAUCUCCUAGUAACUAAAGAUGGGAACCAGCUCUUCCACUGCAUCAUCUAUUUGGCGCCGGGUGAUUACCACUGCUUUCACUCCCCCACGGACUGGCGCGUGGCCCAUCGCAGACAUUUUCCUGGCUCCCUUAUGUCUGUCAACCCUGGUGUAGCUCGCUGGAUCAAAGAGCUGUUCUGCCAUAAUGAGCGGGUGGUCCUCAGUGGAGAAUGGGUCCACGGCUUCUUCUCCCUCACAGCAGUUGGAGCAACGAAUGUUGGAUCUAUUCGGAUAUACUUUGACAGGGAUCUGCGCACAAACAGCCCUCGCUACUGCAAAGGCUCCUACAAUGACUUCAGCUACAUCUCCAGCACCAAUAAAGAAGGGGUCUGCAUGCGAAAGGGGGAGCACCUGGGUGAGUUCAACCUCGGCUCCACCAUCGUCCUCGUAUUUGAGGCGCCUAAAGACUUUACAUUUAACCUUAAGGCAGGACAGAAGAUCCGUUUUGGAGAGGCUCUUGGGACGAUGUGAGCUGAGUGCUCAGAUGGACAUGUGGACUGACCACCACCAGCAGCACACAGAGAGGAGCGAGCGCCCAGAACACAAAGAUGCACUGUGGGGUGGGAUUGGGGGUCGGGUGGGGGGGGCUGAUGGCUUGUCACUACCAUGUUAUUGCAGAUACUGUAAGCACCUUUAACAGCAGUAUUUAGGGACCAGUUGAUGCUGGCUUAAUUGGAACUCGGUUCCUACCAUGCAGUGCCAACCGUUUUUACAGCGCAGUCUCAUUGGGGCAUUGGGUUUUCAAUUUUUGGAUUAACAAUAAAGAUGCCUACAGUAUACUUGAGCUUUUGCCAUCUUGAUGUAACUCGGCACCGAGUCAUACCUGGAUGGAUGACUGAACCUGGCCGGACUCCAGGCAGUGCUUUCUCACAGCGGGUCGUCCUGCACAGGGGGCAGGAUACUCUGAAUAAUGUAAGCUGAAUAAUUCUGAUGGGGAAGGCAACUCUGUUAACACUGAAUGAGCUAAACUGUAUUUUUAUAUGUGAAAAAAAAGUCAUUUAACACUGCAUACAUUUGAAAUAAUAAAAGUCCUUUACAGAAAA